Molecule: messenger RNA, 2361 nt
Organism: Trichoplusia ni (cabbage looper)
Lineage: Eukaryota; Metazoa; Arthropoda; Insecta; Lepidoptera; Noctuidae
Exons: 8
Coding region: 1-2361 (786 amino acids)
Biological process (GO): proteolysis
Molecular function (GO): serine-type endopeptidase activity
Source: RefSeq, a predicted model, not a curated record
AUGUUUUCCAUCAAGAACAAUAUCUUAUAUUUCAUAGUUUUUAAUACUCUUGUCCAAAUUCAAAGUCUUGUGGAAGUGCCGGCAGUAGAAGACAACGAAAUAGCUACCACCGAGUCGAUCCUGCGGACCACCGUCAACCGCAUAUUCUCACUUUUCCACCUCAAACGAGUGAAACACAAGGCGAGGAUUAAAGAGUUUGCAGCUAUUCACAACUUCUUCGUGACGAUCACCUUACAGGAUCACGACAAUCUGAAGCAAAUCGCGAGGCUAGCCAAAGUUAACAACGUCGAUAACACGACUCAACUUUUUAUUACGGAACUGAAUGAGGUUUUAAAUGAGGACAUUAAAACCAAUGAGGCAACAGAGGAGGAUAUAACUAAACUCAUAGGGACGUUUAUAAAUAAACUUGAAAAUCUUAAACAGGUUUAUCGCUACAAGACUAAUAACUUGGAUGUUAAUAAAGAGGUUUUGAAGUUUUUAGAUAGAGAUAAUGACGUUUUUGAAAAUGUUAGAAGACAUGUAAAGAAAACGAAUCACACUGAUGAAAAUACUACAGUUACAGAUGAUAGUGAAGAUGAAGCAUCGUAUUGGCGUCCGAAUGGGCGUCGCGUUUACCAGGCCCAUAGAGUAAGUAUCAAGCGGUAUCCCUUCAUGGCGAGUGUCCAGUUCUUCAAGAAGUUCCAAUGCGGCGGUUCUAUCAUUAAGUCGGAUCUCGUCAUCACCGCGGCUUCCUGUUUGCAAUUGGCUUGGAACAACCGUUUCUUCCGUGAGAAUCCUUCGUUCCUCUCCGUCCAGGUCGGCUGCGACUUCUACGAGGGUGGAGACGAGAAUAUUCCAAUCCAGGAAGUCUACUUCCAUCCAGAGUACACUCCAAAGAACUUGAGGAACAAUCUCGCUAUCAUGAGGCUCUCACGAGUCCUCAAUUUCCAAAGGAAAGGUACAAGAAUAAAGAAGAUUGAUUUUGAUAGGAAUCCUUGGCCUCUGCCCGAAAACAUAGGAGCCAUCACUAUUGUUGGUUGGGGAGCUCGGACCAGCAGCAAUCUCCUGACCAAUCCGUGGGACAAUCGACUUGGUUUUGCUCACUUAGACUUCUACCCGAUAGAUCUAUGCAGAGAAGUCUAUUCAACUGAAUAUGUGACCACUAAGAAUUUUUGUGCCGGAUUCUUUUCAACGGGAGGCGGAGCAUGUAAUCGUGAUGUUGGCGGCCCUGGCAUCGCCAAUGGGAUCCUCAUCGGGGUGGUGAGCUUCGGUUCACCCAACUGCGGCGCUAAUGAUGCUCCUACGGUUUUCAGUAAACUGGGCUUCUAUACUGACUGGAUCGAAAACAUUCUAGACAUGCAAAUACCUAAAAAGACUAUGAAGACCACACCAAGGCCCCCUAAAAUGGAAUUCAUUGUUGAAGAAAAUUACCUUACAACAGCGCCUCCAGAAAUGUUUAAACCAUUUAGAAUGGGAGCCGAACCACCAUUUGAACCUAUUCAAGAAGCAGAUAAGGAUAUUUUGAGAACAAUUGAUGACAGUCAACUCUUUAAGGAAUUCCUUUCAACUAUGUUUGGUAGUGAAGAAGUAAAGGAUUAUUUGGACCAGGAUGAUGAUACACCGGAAGAUAACGUUGCGAUAGCAGCCGAAAAAUUACAGGAACCACAGGAACCAGAUGCAAUACCAAUGGCAACGGAUGUAGGCGAACCAGAGCAAGAGGCCAGGACAACGAUUGGGCCAGAAGGUGAUCCAGUGGAAAAGCCAGAAGCCGAACAAGAAGCCGAAUUAGAAGCUGAGCUAGAAGCCGAGUCCGGCGCCGCGCAAGAAGCCGAGCUACAGCUCGAGCCCGUUGUGCCAGAUGUCCCGCCUUUGGUUACAAGUUCCCAUGGAUUAGUCAAGCCUCCUCCAGUCGCUCAAGCUCCUGAAACGGAAGUAAGAAUGGUAACAACCAUCGAAAAGUUCGAAUUCGUACCCGGCAGUGAAGAAAUCUUCCCGUCUACGCCCGCAGACGAUUUGAAGAAAUACACGGCAUUGAACGAUAAUGAAUACGAAAGGAAAGUAGAGCAGAAAAUAGCGAAACUUAUCAAUGAUAUUGAUAUAAAAGAUCUCUUGAAAUCCGAUUCAAAUGAAACUAAAUUAUUGGAAGCGGCUGAAAAAAUUGAAAAGGAGACCUUAGUAGAGUUAAAUGAGUCAGAAUAUACAGACAGCACUGAAGACUAUAUCGUGCCAGGUGGUUCAAAUGAUACUCUGAAGGUGCAAGACGAAGGCCUGAGUAUUCCAAUAAUGCCAGUUAAAGAUUUAACUUUCAGGCAAAACCAUACACAACAUCCUGCCGAUAUACAGACCGACAGAGAUACUUUCACAUUUAUAAUAUUAGUAUAG